GUCACUACAUUCCUGAAAAAAUUGAAAUAACAGGUUUAUUUUUAGACCACACAUAUUGGCGGCAUAUUUUUGGAGACAAUUUUAUUAAUUGUCAGUUUUUCCAGUUUUUGUUCAAAAUUGUAGUUAUUGUUCAUGUAUCGAUUUUUUACAUCGCCGCCAGAGAAAUUCAUGUUAUUCUCUUUCGCGUCACCAUAUAUAGAAUAUGCGUGAUGCUUAUUUGCAUCUCCACUUAGAAAUUUAUGCUCAGAGUUUGUUUCCUUCGAUGGUUCAUUCUUCACAUCUUUAGGUUUUCCGUUUUCCUUCGUUGGUGAAAUAAUAAUCGACGACAAAAUGUCAUUAUUCAUGUCUUCUUUCCUCUCGUAUUUGCAGGCUUGUAAUGGGCUUUGAUAGGGAUCAUUACAAAUCGCUUUGAUUACCGGCAGUGAUACGUCGCUGUCGCUUCCAAAUAUGGACCAUCCUCCAUCGGAACUUAAUACUUAAUAUUUUAUAUUACUAUUCAUAAUAGAAAUAUUAAAAAUUAUAGCUAAAUACAAUGAAUAGUUUUAAACAAAGUACCAGUACUACGCCAAUAAGCAAACUAAUUUUUGUAUAGCAAUAUAGUCAAUAGUUGCCUGGUUUUCUAUUCGUAUUAACUUAACAUUAACAAACGAUUUAUUUUUAACCAGUAAAUAAAAUAAUUAUUUUUGUAUUAGACUUGUUGAAUAUUCUAGAUUCGUCCAGGAAAUAAUAAGUAAAUACAAUAUGUGGUGCUGUAUAAGUGUAACUAUAAAUUUAAGUGUACCUCAGUUUACAAGAAAAUCGGCGUUUAGUAUACCUACCUCGUUUUGAAAAACUAGUUCAACUAAAAUGGACAAUUUAUCUAUGUUGAAUUGAAUAUAUCUAUCACUCAGAAUAAUUUUUAACGUGUCUGAUCCACCAUCCAACUCAAACUAAUCGCCGCCUAUUCUUCUUAAUUUGAAUUUUGAUUAAAGUGUAAAUAAUUCAUACACAGAUAUCUACGUUAUCCUCUUAAAUGUGUUUAAUUUGCGUUGAGAACUUGUACAUAGAUAAAUUGAUUACUAACAUAUUAAUAAAUCAAUGUUUAAUUUGAUCAGGGCGUCCAGACAUAUUUGUUUGAACACGCAUCAAAAAGGGGAUAAUGUAGAUGAAAGCAUUGCGAUGUUUUGGAUAAAAUAUCGAUAACAAUACAUAUUACAUAUCAGAAGAAAAAACUUGUCACAAUUAUUUUAUUAAAACAGCACACUGCGAAAGUACGAAACACUACGGGAAAAUUUAUUCCACAGAUACUGUUCCGUGAAAAUAUUAGUAAAUUAGAUAAUUCUUAUAAAAACGCGUUCCGACGAUUUUUGUCUAUCGAAAAACGAUUGGGUCUAAAUACAGAAUUAUAAAAAGAUUAUCAAGAAUUCAUGUUUAAAUAUCUACAUUCUACAUCUUGGUCAUAUGAAAUCCGCAGCGUAGUAUGGCGGAAGAAUCAGACAAUGAACCUGUGUUUAUUUUCUACCACAUUAUGCUGUAAUCAACGAUAAUAGUAGCCCCACUUGUCUGUCCACACCCCAUAGUAUUCGCGGGUCUACUAAAACGGGCUGCAACUUGUUUGCGCACAAUCCAUAAUUUUUACCUGAAAAAUCGGAACUCGUUUGCGCACACGGUUAUAUUAAAUGUACAACUGGUUUGCGCACACGAAAAUAAUACAUGCCUGUAUCGGCUAGUCGCGCGGUAUAAAACCCGGUGUAUGUUAUCGGCCUUAUCGUGGUUUACGACUAUCAUAAACCAUAGUGUUAUACAAACGAUAUAAUAUAGACCUAACGCCUAACCUAUAUUUAUUGAACAUGGAUUUAGAAAUUAGUGAAGUUUUUGAAUCGCGACGAGGAAAUACUUGUAUUAGUAUAAAUAAUUUUAAACUCACUAAAUAUCGUGUUUUAAAAAGUGGUGAUUUUUAUUUUCGUUGUACCAAUAAAAAAUGCAAUGGCUUGUAUGUUGUAAAUAAACUAUACACCAAAGUAAUUCAAGUUAUAAAUGAUCAUAGUAAACAUAGUGAGUAUUCAGCAAAUGAAAUUGAAAAAGAGAUGAUUCGCAGUGUUGUGAAACGUAAAGCUGAAACAGAGCUGCACAUACAACCGAGUAAGAUAAUAAGACAAACACUUAAUUUAAACCAAGGUAAUAAUCUUAAACAUAGUGAUAUUCAUUUACUAAGAAAUUCUAUGUAUGCCGCCAGAAAAAAACAGUUUCCAACUCUUCCAAAAAAUAUAAAUGAAGCAAUUAAUCAGAUUAGGGAAAUGCAAGAAAAUUUGUUAUUUAAAGGCGAACAGUUUAUUUAUUUAAGUAAAGACGAAAAUGUAGUAAUUUUAACUUGUCCAAAAAAUUUAAGUGUCUUAUGCAAUGCUCAACACGUUUUUGGAGAUGGCACAUUUGAUUAUUGUCCAAAAUUGUUUAACCAGUUAUACACGAUCCAUAUUUAUCAAAAUCAUUUUUAUGUGCCGGUAAUUUUUUGUUUUUUGAAGAGUAAGUCAAUUUCAACGUAUAAUACAAUGUGGAUAACAAUUCAGGAUCUUUGUGUUCAUACGCUUAACCAAGAACUAAAUAUUAAAGAGUUUCAUGUAGAUUUUGAGAUAUCCGCACACAAUGCUUUACUAAAUCUUUAUCCCGAUUGUAAAAUUGUGGCUUGUACUUUUCAUUUAGCUCAAAGUUGGUUUCGGCACAUUCAAAGUAACAAACAAUUAUUACUUGAGUAUAACAACAAAAAUUCCAAUAUUGGCAAUUGGCUUAAAAGUUUUUUUGGUUUGCCGUAUUUACCUCCAGAAGAAGUAAAAGAUGCCUUUACACAAUUAAUAUCCGAUUGCCCAACGUCAGAUUUUUCAUUUUCCGACUACGUUCUUGAAACAUAUAUAAUUCCCGAUUCAAAAUUUAAUCCUAAGUUAUGGGCAGGACAUCCAAAAGACGAACCUCGAACUACGAACGGUGUAGAAGCAUUUCAUAGACAUUUCAACCAACAAUUUUACACUCCACAUCCCCACAUACACCAGGUAAUAGACGUAAUUCUUAAAAUACAAAGCGAAACAGAAUUAAAAAUAACAUCAAUUAACAAAAAUAUAAAUAAUUAUCGUCGUAAGGAGUCAAUAGAAUCAGUUGAACAUCGCAUAAACUUAUGGACAAAAUAUACAUCUGGCGAAAUAGACCAAAUUAAAUACAUUCAAAUAAUGGGAAACUGUUAUUGCAAAAAAUAA
Molecule: messenger RNA, 3224 nt
Organism: Melanaphis sacchari
Lineage: Eukaryota; Metazoa; Arthropoda; Insecta; Hemiptera; Aphididae
Exons: 1
Coding region: 1830-3224 (464 amino acids)
Source: RefSeq, a predicted model, not a curated record